Molecule: messenger RNA, 4587 nt
Organism: Balaenoptera acutorostrata (minke whale)
Lineage: Eukaryota; Metazoa; Chordata; Mammalia; Artiodactyla; Balaenopteridae
Product: serine/threonine-protein phosphatase 4 regulatory subunit 4-like
Exons: 2
Coding region: 390-641 (83 amino acids)
Cellular component (GO): protein serine/threonine phosphatase complex; cytosol
Molecular function (GO): protein phosphatase regulator activity
Source: RefSeq, a predicted model, not a curated record
GGUCGGGGGCGGGACAAGGGGAGAGAAGGGCAGAGAGACGAGGGCGGUAGGGGGCCGCCGCGACGUUGCGCGGCAGUUGCGUCCGGCCCGCGUGCACGCGAAGCCCGGGAGGGGGCGGGGCUGAGGCGGGCACCUCCCCACCCAGGCCUCGCCCCCGCGGCCCGCCCGCACAUAUAGCCCAGCCCCCUCGCCUUGGCUGCGCCGCCCCCUCGCCUUGGCUGCCCCACCCCCUCGGCGGCCGCGCUCCUUCUCCCGCCGCCUGCUUGCCUCCCGCCCGGCUCCUUCGGCCGAGAGCGGGAGAAAGUCCUGCUGGUGGGCGGCCGCGGAGCUGCGCGCGUCCGGCAUCCCGGGGCCGCUCCGGCCCGGGCGGCUAGGGGGCCCGGCGGUCCAUGCAUCCGCCGCCGCCCGCCGCCGCGAUGGAUUUCAGUCAGAACAGUCUGUUCGGCUACAUGGAGGACCUGCAGGAGCUCACCAUCAUCGAGAGGCCGGUCCGCCGGAGCCUCAAGACACCAGAAGAAAUAGAAAGAUUGACAGUUGAUGAAGACCUCAGUGAUAUUGAAAGGGCUGUUUAUCUGCUCAGGUAUUUCAUAAAGUCUUUUUGUGAUAAUUGCUGCUUUUCCUGUGGCAGCAUCCACAAAUGAUUUCUGAAAUGUCAUGUUACGGUUCUGUUUAGAUUUACUUAACCACUUGAACAGAGUACUUUUGCAUGCGCAGCACUUAAUUAUGUUAUAAAUUAAGAUUUAGAUAUGGACUUAUGAACUUGAGAACCGAAAUCAAAUAAGAUACCUAGCUUAUAGAAUAUUGCUUGGAGGAGGAACAGAACAACUAAUGGUUUGAGUUGAAUCUCAUUAAAAAAAAAAAAUCUUGCAGGUUUGGUUGUCCUCACAUAAGAUCCAAUAAAUUUAGAUGAGACUUAAGAAUAUCCAGUGAUUAAUUUUAAGUUAGUUGCAGAGUAUGAACUUUAUAUGCUAUUUACUGUACAGAAAAAAAAUCCACAAAUAUGGUAGUUCAAUUUUUUUCCUUCAGGAUAAUCCUGUUUAUAUUACUUCUGCUAUGUGUGCUUUAUAAUUUUGCCUGAGAGAUUUUAAAAUUUAAUUGAGCCUACUCUCACUUAAGUUUCAUCUUACAAGCGCUACAGAAUUGCUUAAGCCAAAUGGUAUUACAAAUAUUUACAAGAUUUCUCUCAACUAUUUUAAAAAUUGUGUUGUGGAUUUAGCUUCUUAAAAGCUGAUGUGAACAUUAAUGAAAAUAUCUAUAAAAAUACUUCAGAAAUAGAAAUUUUCCUAAGGCAUUUUGUGUACAUUGUUUUAAAAUUUUUCUUGCACAUUUUUCCCCCCUUUUGGCAAAUUAGUUUUCGCUUUUUUUUUUGGAAUCAGAUUUUGAAAACUGGUGUUAUUUACCUCCUGGGAUAUUUGUCAUCCUUGUUUCCUUAGCUCAGGUCUACUUUGCCGGUUUCAGGUGCUGGCAAAUUUCUUCUUCUUUCUUGUUUUAUAGAUCAUGUUUCUAGUCCCAUGAUAUUCACUGAAUGACCCUGUUAAAAAAAAAAAAAUCUCCUCUCCUUGACUUCCAUUUUCUUAAUUAUUCUGUAGCCUAUUAGUGACAUCUUGGGUUCUAUUCUUGUCAGAAUUUUAGCAUGCUUACAAUUUAGACCAUUCUCUUCAAUAAUUCUGUUACUUUAAAAUGUUUCUGGAUCUUAGACCUUAUGUUGGGGUUAUUCCCCCUCAUCUUUUGGUGAUUUAUGGUAGCCUGCUCUCAUCGUUUCUACCUAUUUGUUUUAUUUUAUUAUUUUUAAAAUUUUCAUUGGAGUAUAGUUGAUUUACAAUGUUGUGUCAGUUUCAGGUGUAUAUCUACCUAUUUAUUUUAAAGGAAAAUGGUUUUAUCUAUGUAUGAAUUAACAGUAUGUGUUUUUGACGUUUCAUAGAGAAUAUGCCUUUUAACUUAUUUUGAUAAUUGUGUAAUAUUUGAAGUACUUUAUUCCUUAAUGAUUAACAUGUCCAAUAUGGUGAACAGUAGUUGUAAGCAUCUGCCUUUUCCCACAUUUCUUUUGUUUGGAGUAGGUAGACAACUGGUGAAAAUUUGGAUAAGCUUCUUUUAGCGUACAGCAGUUAAUGACUUGAAGUCAGUGCCUACUUACUCCUACUAAAUUCUCUCCGUAUAAAUGCUGGCUGACAAUGAGGAAAUAGAGAGUUUUGCUCUACUUACUUGCGACAGCAGAUACCUUAUUUUAGGUAUCAGUGACAAGGCUUCUUUUUUAGGAUAGCUUAUUUUCUAUUUUGCUUUUAUUGUUAGCGAACCAGGUCGUCUAAGUUGUUUGAAUUUCUCAGACACAGAACGUAAGUUUCAUCCAGUUCUGGAACUGACAAAGCCCUUACAGAGGCAGAUGGGUCCUCUCAUUCUUAGGCAAGAGAGUUUUAAAAGAGAUCUGAUAUCUCCUUUAGUGUCUAGUGGCUCAUCUACCUUGAAGGAGGUUUGCAAGGUGACUCAAAAGGCAAACACUAGCUUGGUUGUGCAUGGGCUCUCCAGCUGAGUUCUUCUUUUGUAUUCCUACCAUCUCACCACCUCCUGGGGGAAAGCGGGAUUUCACCUUUAGGCCAGCUUCUGAAGGGAUAACAAGACGCCUGCCUGAAGGGUUCUUUCUUCCCUGGGAUUCAGGAGAGGGUGUGGGAUUGUCUUAUGGACAUGUUCCAAACUUUGCCUCUGUUAAAGCUGUUAAAGCCUCUUCUCUCAUGUAUUGAGCCUUCUAUUUUAAAUGUAACUUAUUCCUUUUCUUUCCUAUUUGUACUUCUCAAUGCUGUAGAAUCUAAUACUGAGUCCUUUUUUUCCCUCUAUGAUUUUCAGGUUUAUUUUUGAGUGCUUUACCUUUUCCGCUGUUUUGGAUAUUUAAUAUCCAGAAUUUUCCUCUUUGCUUUUGAAUGUCAGAUUUGUUUCUGUAGCUCUCUUAUUUUUGUACAUUAAAUCUAUUUUGGAAGAUUAUGUUACAUUAGAUUUCAGAGUCAAAUGUAUAAGUAUCGGUAGGAAAUGCUUUAUAUUAGUGGAGGUUCUGAUAGCAUUUAAACUGAACCUAGUAUCUAAAAAAGCAUUAUAUUGGACUGCUGUCCAAUGAAAAACAAAUUACACUGUUCAUUAUCUUACCCUAAAAUAUGGCAGAUCAAUUAUUAAUGCUAUUUUCAUAAUUAAGUUUAGAACAUUACAGUAUUUGAAGAUUUGACACAGAUGAUUCUGUGGUUUUGCAUAAAUAUGAUGCUGAUAUACCCAUCUGUGGCAUUUAGCACUGAAACAAAACAACUUUCCUAAUAGUCACAGCUUGUGGCUUAGUCAAAAUCAUAUCACAAUAUCUUCUUUUAGUUCUCUCUCUUCUUUGUGAUUUUGGUGUAUAUUUUAGGAAUAAUUUUGUUAGAGAAGGGUCCUAAGUUUGUACACUGUGCUUUCAUUAGGUAAACCUUUACUCACAUAUCUCUAGUUGCCUGUCAGAUAAAUUCCAGACCCUUAAGCUUGGCAUAAGUGACUCCAUCUUAGCUCUGCAAUGGGAUGCCCCACCAGGCCCUCAACUUUUUUUUUUAAUGGCUUCAUUGAGGUGUCGUUCAUAUGCCAUAUGGUUCACCCAUUUAUAGUUGAGUGGUUUCAUGUAUUCAUAGAGUUGUGUGUUCAUCACCACAAUCAAUUUUAGAGCAUUUUCAGAAGAAACGCUGUACCUAGUAGCAGUCAGUCCCCACUUCUGCCCAAUCUUCCCAGCCUUUGGGAACCACUAGUCUACCUUCUUUCUUUAUGGAUUUGCUUAUUUUGGACAUUUUAUGUAAAAUUAUGCAAUAUGUGGCCUUUUGUGACUGAUUUCUUUCACUUAGUAUAAUGUUCUCAAGGUUCAUGGGCAUUGUAGCGUGUCAGUACUUUGUUUCUUUUUACUGCUGAAUAGUAUUCCACCGUGGGAGUAUAUCACAUUUUGUUUGUUCAUACGCUCGGGUUGUUUCCACGCAGUCCUUCACUUUUUGAAGCAGUCGUGCUGCCUUAUUCACUGUCACUCAGAUACAUCACAUUCAUCCUUAACUCUGCUUUUCCCCAUCCUGGAAUACCUUUCGUUAUACCUCUCCAAUAUUCUCCAUCCCCAGGAUCCAGCUGUAAUCUUGCAUCUUUCAUAAGGCCUUCCCUAACUGCUGAAACUACAUGGAUCUCAGGCUCUCUGAGCUCCCAUAUCACUUAGUGGCUGCAUACCUUUGAAUUCCUUAACUUGUGUGUGUGUGUACGUUGUCUUCAAUAGACUGUAAGCUCUCAGAGGGUAAGCUGUUUUUUAUUGUUGUUGCUGUUUUGGUUCUUUCUUGUUCUGUGCUAUGAUAUAAAUACAUACCUCUUAAUGGAAUAAAGUGUGUUUAUUUAUCUUAAGAUGACCAAAGUGCUAGAUGAAUUAAGCAACUUUUGACUUUUUUGUAUUGUAGGCAAUAGAAUCAGACAGAUUUAGGUUAUGUCCUGUUCUACCACUUACUAUCUGUGUGACCAUGGGCAAGUUAUUAUGGUUGUUAAAUCCUGGUUUUCUCAUCUGCAAAGUGGAAAAUAAUAAUUCUUGUUUCCCAAGGUGGUUGUAUUAUGUGUAGAGCC